This is a messenger RNA of Staurois parvus, 462 nucleotides long. Lineage: Eukaryota; Metazoa; Chordata; Amphibia; Anura; Ranidae. The record is from the annotation of a GenBank genome assembly.
AGGCAUCGGGCCCCCAGGCGGAGCGCGGUGGGCGCCAGACCCCCAGGCAGAGCGACAGGUCUCGGGCCCCCAGGCGGAGCGGCGGGCGCCGGACCCCCCAGGCGGAGCGACAGGUCCCGGGCCCCCAGGCGGAGCGGCGGGCGCCGGGCCCCCAGGCGGAGCGACAGGUCUCGGGCCCCCAAGCGGAGCGACAGGUCUCUGGCCCCCAGGCGGAGUGGCGGGCGCCGGACCCCCAGGCGGAGCGACAGGUCGACAGGUCCCCCGGGCCCCAGGCAGAGCGGCGGGCGCCGGACCCCCAGGCGGAGCGACAGGUCUUGGGCCCCCAGCGACAGGCACCGGGUCACCAGGCACGACAGUGGGCUCCGAGUCAACUGGCAUGACCGCUGGCACUGGGUCAGACAAUGGAUCGUCUGGCUGGACAGCGGGCAUCGGGUCACCAGGCAUCAGGUCAUUUGGCUCGAC